This is a messenger RNA of Prorocentrum cordatum, 878 nucleotides long. The record is from the annotation of a GenBank genome assembly. NCBI's taxonomy places the organism in Eukaryota, Dinophyceae, Prorocentrales, Prorocentraceae.
CUCUGCCUCCGCCGCCUCCUUCGCCUCCUCCUCGUCCUACUCUUCGCCCUCCUCCUCCUCCUCCUCCUCCUCCAGACCAGAGCGCCCUCCAGCGGAUCAUGCCAACAACAAAAAAACGGCCCCCGCCAGCCGCCGCGCCGCGGCCGCCCUCACCACGGCCUAUUCGCCACGGAGCGGGGCAGCCCCGACGCCGCCGGCUCGUCCUUGGGCUCCUCCUCCGCGCAGGAGCUGCUGGAAGGCUGCGGCGGCGCGCAGAUAGCCCUGAGCGCGGCGCUGGCCGCCAGCCGCAAGGCGGACGUGCGCCAGGAGCCCCCGUGCACGGAGCCGCGGCGGGCUGCGCGAGCCGACCGUUUCGCCCGGGGCGCCGAGUUGCGCGGCCUCUGGUCGCGGGAUCGGUUCCUGCUCCGCGCUGGCCUGGCGAAGCGGCCGAACUCCGCCGGCCGCAGGCCAGGAGGCUGCUCACCAUGGAUGAGCAGGGUGUCGAAGGCGGAGGCGGCGAGCUACGCGGCCAAGCUGCGGGACCUGCGCCCGCCCGAGGCGUUUUUGCUCGGGAGAGGCGGCGGCGGCAGGCCAUGAGAGGCCCGCUCGCGGCCGCGGCCUGGGCCCUCUCGCGCGCCGCCAGCGGCUCGGCGCGCGGCACCGCCGAGGUACCCCGGCAAAUGUUCGGUAUCGCUGGCAUCUGGCGGACUGUGAGCCUUGACUCGUGGGGGCCGGCGGCGGCUUCAGCACCGCCCCGCGGCACGCUACGAAGUCGCUGUAUCCUAGAGCCCAGUCAGCCAACCAGACCUGGCCCACGUGGCCUCGACGCCAGGGUUCGCCAAAAUGCUUGUUCGCGCUUCCGCUGCGCCCCCCACCCGCGCCUCGCAGAGUGUAAUCAC